GGGACAUGGCGACCCAGAGGAACAGCCUGUGCUGGGGGCGCUGGCCGCUGCUGCUGCUGCUGCUGGGCCUGGCCAUGCCCCUGCCUCCGGCCGCUGCCCGGGCCCUGAGCUACCAGGAGGCGGUGCGCCUGGCUGUGCAGGGCUUCAACCAGCGCUCCCGGGACGCCAGCCUCUACCGCCUCCUGCAGCUGGACCCGCUGCCCCAGGGCGACCUGAACCCAGACACCCCGAAGCCGGUGACCUUCACCCUGAAGGAGACCGUGUGCCCCAGGACCACGCAGCAGCCCCCCGAGGAGUGUGACUUCAAGGAGAACGGGCUGGUGAAGGUGUGCGCGGGGACCGUCGCCCUGGACCAGGACACCGGCUACUAUGACGUCCGCUGCCCAGAGAUCAAGAAUGUCAUAUUGGGCGAACUCAUCGGAAGAGGUAGAGAAUUUCUUCGUGAGAAGAUCGGGAGAAUCAAACAAUUUUUCAAGGACCUUCUCCCCAGGGAUGAGCCCUGAGGUCUGUUUGGCCCUGGCCCCGGCCUCUGGGCUCUGACCAAUAAAAUCUGGGAAAGCCA
Molecule: messenger RNA, 562 nt
Organism: Myotis daubentonii (Daubenton's bat)
Lineage: Eukaryota; Metazoa; Chordata; Mammalia; Chiroptera; Vespertilionidae
Product: cathelicidin antimicrobial peptide-like
Biological process (GO): defense response to Gram-negative bacterium; innate immune response; defense response to Gram-positive bacterium
Cellular component (GO): extracellular region
Molecular function (GO): lipopolysaccharide binding
Source: RefSeq, a predicted model, not a curated record